This is a messenger RNA of Stylonychia lemnae, 717 nucleotides long. NCBI's taxonomy places the organism in Eukaryota, Ciliophora, Spirotrichea, Sporadotrichida, Oxytrichidae. The record is from the annotation of a GenBank genome assembly.
AUGUAUAGCUUGCCAUAUGAAAAAGAUAUUUAAGAAAUUUUAGGGAGAGCUCUGCAAAUUUAAGAUUAAAUCAAGAGCUAACCCUCCUCUUAGGCUAAAAAAGUGAAGGAAAUCGAUGUUUUGCUACAAAAAGCGCAUAGUUACAUUUUGCAGUUCCAGCUUGAUUAGAAAUCUAUGCCACCUUCUUAAAAGAAAAAAGAUGCCCGAGUAAAACUCAGUGAAUAUAAUGCUAAGUAUCAUUAAAUUGAAGUAAAGUAGCAACAACUUAAGCUGCUAGUUAUGACUGAUGAUGAAGAUGAUGAUAGUGACGAUUGUGGAAUGUAAUUUGAUGAUAAGUUCAAAAAGAAUUGUGAAAUUUCAGAGGAUGAAGAGGAAUAAAGAAACUUAAUAAAGACACGUAAGAAGAAUAAAAAAAUACUCGAUAAAACAAAGAAUGAACUGGAUAAUUAGAAUUCAAUGCUUAGUGAUUCAAUAAAAAGUGGACUCUCAAGUCUUAAUCUGGCAAGAGGAGCAAUGCUAGCUUUAAGAGGUCAGAGGGACUAGAUAGUUAAUACAGUUGGAAUAGUGAGAGAAAUAGGCUUUGAUCUAAUGAGGAGUGAGAAAACUAUUAAGGAUAUAAAUAAAAGAAAGCUUAUCAAUAUAAUCAUUCUCUAUCUGAUCAUAUUCCUGCUAUUUGUAACUAUAAUCCUGGUAUUAUACUUCAAAGUUCAUUUCUGA